AUGCACGCGCUCAAAUCUCUGGUGCUCCUCGGGGUAGCUCUGACUUCCGAAUUGAUAUCCGUUCUCACCACCAAUCCAAUUCUCCCCGAGUUCUCAAUGAGAUUUAUCUACAGGGAAUUUCACGAGACAGUGGUCGUCAGCGAAAAAAUUGUCACAUUUAACUAUACCAUGGAGCAUCUUUCUCUGUCCCUGCUCGAGCGUCUCCAGCGCGCCGACGAGGAGCCAGUUGCAAUCGCUCCUCCCGAAUGUGACCCUCAACCGGGUCUGGCCGUGCAUGACCACUGCGAUAACGAGCGAGCUGAUAAAAUGAAAGAAAUUGCGACCAUGCUCAAGGACCAGACCAAGGCUGACGAGAAGAACAUGGAUGAUCUCUCUCUCAAGCUUAUGGUUGACUUUUGCACUUGGGGAGGCACCCUCUUCGGAGACACUAUGGACAAUCUCAAGGCUGCCAGCGACGCCCUCGGCGCGAAGGUCGAGUUGAUGUCAGUUAGCGAACAGUCUGUCAAUGACAAGCUUGCAGACGCCCAGAAGACUUUUGCCUAUCCUCUGUGCGAUUCACUCGUUCAGGACAGCAAUAGACAGACGGGAGAGCCCAUUGGUGACAGCAAGAGAACUCUCAGCGAUGCUGCUACCACUUUCCAGGCUCGUGUGGAGGCUAGUGGAAAGGACCUUGGCGACCUUUAG
Scedosporium apiospermum is the source of this 684-nucleotide messenger RNA. RefSeq lists its product as uncharacterized. The transcript has 2 exons. NCBI's taxonomy places the organism in Eukaryota, Fungi, Ascomycota, Sordariomycetes, Microascales, Microascaceae. The record is from RefSeq and is a predicted model, not a curated record. The coding region runs from base 1 to 684 and encodes 227 amino acids.